This is a messenger RNA of Cataglyphis hispanica, 1250 nucleotides long. RefSeq names its product mpv17-like protein 2. Gene Ontology annotation, cellular component: cytoplasm; membrane. Bases 430 to 1017 code for a protein of 195 amino acids. The record is from RefSeq and is a predicted model, not a curated record. NCBI's taxonomy places the organism in Eukaryota, Metazoa, Arthropoda, Insecta, Hymenoptera, Formicidae. Gene Ontology annotation, biological process: mitochondrial ribosome assembly. The transcript is spliced from 3 exons.
UGUAGAUAAAGCCCACAAUCUUCAAUUGGUCACAGCCUUUUCGUCCUAUGUCUUAUCCAGUUAUAUAUAGAGAUCAGUAGCUCGAAUACAAUAUUGAUUACAAUCUGGAUCAGAAGUGGCCAUAUAAAAGCAAAGAAGAAGAAAAAGUCUUUUUUUUGCGCUUGAACGACAUUUCAAUUUGAACUCUGAUCUUUGCUUUGAUACGCAUGCGCUAUUCUCCCCUCCUUGUAAACAAUGCAAACCAAAUCAAGAUGGCUCUCUUGUAGCAUGCAUAGAAUACAUCUGUUCUUUGCCUGAAAUAUAGAAGAAGAUAUCGCGUUUAGUGAUUGUAUCCCAUGUGAUUCCAAUGUGUGUGAGAUUAAAUAUAAUUAAAUUUGUAAAUCCGGUAAAAUAAAAUUAAAAUAAACAGUGAUAUAUUAUGGAAAGAAGAUGACAAUGAAUAUUGCUAGAGGAAUGGAACUAAUUCUUGGUAGAAUAAAUCACUUAAGGGAACGUUUAUUUUCGCCAAAAAAUUUAUUAUAUACAAAUGUAGGGAUAUCAAUUUUUCUUUCUGGGACAGGAGAUAUUUUAGAGCAGCAUUAUGAGAUAUUAAAGGGUGAUUGGGAUAGAUGGAGUUUUAUCAGAACAAGAAACAUGGCCAUAUCUGGCAUGUCUAUUGGGAUAGUUUGUCAUUAUUGGUACAAGUUUUUGGACACCAAAAUGGUUGGACGCACCAUCAGUACAGUUCUAAAAAAAGUAGUUGUAGAUCAAUUGAUAUGCUCACCUCUUUGUAUAAGUAUGUUUUUCUUGACACUAGCUGUGCUAGAGAAUAAUAGCUUCGCAGAAUUUAAAGAUGAAGUCCGAAAAAAGGCACAUAGAUUGUACAUAGCUGAAUGGGUCAUAUGGCCUCCAGCACAAGUCAUUAAUUUUUAUUUCCUUCCCACACGAUACAGAGUGCUUUAUGAUAAUAUAAUAUCUCUUGGUUAUGAUGUGUACACUAGUCAUGUAAAGCACGAUAUACGAACAGUUAAUAGUUAAUGAAGUAUUUUGAUAGGACAAUGUAUUUGAAUGAGAUUACAAACAAUCAAGAUUCAAGUAACAUAAAUUAAAUAAAACUUAUUUGUCAAUUUAGAAGUCAAUUAGAAAGCUUUUCUCAUAUCAAAUGUUUUUUGUGACUUUUACAAUAAUUCCCUGAAGGCAGGACUAAAAACUCUAUCUCUAACAUAUUUAUUGUAAUAUAUUUAAUUGUAUAUAAUAUAUAUAUAUAUAUA